CAGGUCAUCAAGAAGAACAUCCUCAAGAAGGCGAUCGAGCUCUUCGGCGAGAUCCAAGAGAACACCGAGGACUUCAAGAAGUUUUACGAGUUCUCCAAGAACGUCAAGCUCGGCAUCCACGAGGACUCUGGCAACCGCGCCAAGCUCGCCGAGCUGCUCAUGUACCACUCGACCAAGUCGGGCGACGAGAUGACGUCGCUCAAGGACUACGUCUCCCGCAUGCCCGAGUCGCAGAAGGACGUCUACUACAUCACCGGCGAGACUAAGAAGGCGGUCGAGACGUCGCCCUUCAUCGAGCGCUGCAAGAAGCGCAACUUCGAGGUGCUCUACAUGACG
Emiliania huxleyi CCMP1516 is the source of this 336-nucleotide messenger RNA. RefSeq lists its product as hypothetical. The record is from RefSeq and is a predicted model, not a curated record. Gene Ontology annotation, biological process: protein stabilization; protein folding; cellular response to heat. The transcript has a single exon. Lineage: Eukaryota; Haptophyta; Isochrysidales; Noelaerhabdaceae. Gene Ontology annotation, molecular function: ATP binding; ATP-dependent protein folding chaperone; ATP hydrolysis activity. The annotation marks the transcript as partial. Gene Ontology annotation, cellular component: cytosol; protein-containing complex; perinuclear region of cytoplasm.